Messenger RNA from Nymphalis io (European peacock), 5383 nucleotides. It is a transcript of the gene retm, whose product is annotated as protein real-time. Lineage: Eukaryota; Metazoa; Arthropoda; Insecta; Lepidoptera; Nymphalidae. Bases 257 to 2296 code for a protein of 679 amino acids. The transcript is spliced from 14 exons. The record is from RefSeq and is a predicted model, not a curated record. Gene Ontology annotation, cellular component: cytoplasm.
AAGCCAUUUUAUCGUACGUCGUUGUCGCUUGCUGCGACUCGCGCAUUUUUGUCUUUAUUUGACAUUCGUUUACUCGUUUAUUUUUGUGUCAUGUUUAUUAGAGUGAAGGGGAUUUGUGUCGAAAUUAUUUAGGGGGACUUGUGUACAAGUUAUCUCUCACGUCUCUGGAAUACAAUGACCGUAGUGUAAAAAAGUUAUUUAAAUAGGAUAUUGAAUCCUUCUUUCAGUAAAGGACAUUCAGUACAUAACUCCAACCAUGGUUCAAGAAUACGUUUCACCCGUAAGGGUACACAAAUACUCAUUUGAGAUGGUGAUGGCUGCAUAUGAAAUGCGGUUUCCGAGCUGUCCACAAAUACCGGUGGUAAUUGAAUGCGUGAUCACCGAGGACAGCUGGUCCGCAGAUGAUUCCCAACGCCACACGACCAGGCGAUGCCAGCUGAAUGUUGAUGCGCCAUAUUUGUUGAAGAAGAUGAUCGGCGUCGAUUACAUAUAUUUCAUUCAGAAAAAUCACCUGGACCUCAAGAAUAGAGUACUGGAAAUCGAAGCAACAAACGAAACCUUCGCCUCCAGAGUAUCCGUAAUAGAAAAAUGUAAAUAUUAUGUGCACCCAGAGAAUCCUGAUUGGACAUGCUUCGAGCAGAGCGCGUUACUUGACGUCAAAAAUUUCUUCGGUCUUGAAAAUACCGUCGAGAAGAUUGCAAUGAAGCAAUACGCCGCGAAUAUUGCUAAAGGGAAAGAACUGAUCGAGGUGUUCAUGAAUGAAGUAUACAAUACUGGCGUGAAGGAGCUAUGGGCGUGGAACGCGUCAGAGCCAGGAAAGAACCGCGAACUGCGGCGAGUCGUGUCCCGCGGUACGGAGCCAUUGUCGCCGGGACCUGUCGCUGAACCCAAGAGGCAUUCUAUACCAGAUCAAUACACUCUCGACAGUGAGUACAUAAAACGUUAUCUGGGCGAGCUGACUCCAAUGCAGGAGUCGCGACUGUUGCAGCUGAGGAAGUGGAUCGCUGAUCUGCAGAAGGGAAAGUUCAAAUACCAGAUGCCAAGCGACACGACCCUGCUUCGAUUCCUGCGAGCUCGGGACUUCAGCGUGGAGAAGGCGCGGGAAAUGUUGUCGCAGUCGCUGCUCUGGCGGAAGAAGCACCAAGUAGACCGCAUCCUCUCCGAAUACGAGACGCCAGAUGUUGUCAAACAAUACUUCCCUGGUGGUUGGCACCAUCACGACAAAGAUGGUCGUCCGUUGUACAUCCUUCGACUCGGACAAAUGGAUGUUAAAGGAUUGUUAAAAUCAAUUGGCGAAGAUGGACUCUUAAAGUUGACACUUCACGUGUGUGAAGAAGGUUUAAAACUGUUAGAAGAUGCGACCAGAUCAUCCGAGCACGCGAUCCAGUCCUGGUGUCUGCUCGUGGACCUGGACGGCUUGAACAUGAGACACCUCUGGAGGCCCGGAGUGAGGGCGCUGCUCCGCAUCAUACAGAUAGUGGAGGCGAACUAUCCAGAGACGAUGGGUAGAGUGCUAAUUGUUAGGGCACCUAGAGUUUUCCCAAUCUUAUGGACUAUUGUUAGUACAUUUAUUGAUGAAAAUACGCGUAGCAAGUUCUUGUUCUACGGUGGCAAAGACUACCUCCAACCAGGAGGCUUGCUUGAUUACAUUCCUAAAGACUUAAUACCGGACUUCCUCGGGGGACCUUGCAAGAGUUUCGUUCACGAAGGAGGUCUGGUACCGAAGAGUUUGUACGUAAGCGGAGCUUUCACGGAACGCGAUGGCGAUCCGCUGAGUGAAGACAGCAUCUAUAGAUCAGUGAGCCUGGGAAAGGGCCAGGUGCACGAAGUGAUAGUCCAGAAUCGAGACCCGCAAAGCGUGCUGACCUGGGACUUCGACGUGCUAAGUCACGACAUCUCCUUCGCCGUUUACCGCAGCGAGCAAGAACUGGAUCGCCCCGACGUCGAGGCCGUGGAGUACAUCGCCACCGCGCGUGUCGCAGACGGGGCGGGCGCGGCGGGCGCGGCGGGCGCGGCGGGCGCGCGCUCGGUGCUGGCCGGCGCGGCGAGCGCGCGCGUGGCGGCGCCGCGCGUGUGCCACGACGGCGAGAGCAUCCAGGGCAGCCACGUCAUGGCCGACUGCGGCCUGUACGUGCUGCAGUGGCGCUGCGAGGCCAACGACGCGCAGCUCAUGUACUUCCACGAGACGCUCGCCAGCCACCACUACCGGGGCUCGAUGUCCAGCCUGCAGUCGGCCACCAGCGGGUUCUCCUGCCUGAGCGGCAAGUCCGCCGUCAGCUCGUGCCCGUCGCGGUGAUCCGCCCCGCCGGCGCCGCCCCCGGCCCCGCUCUCCCCCGCCGCGCAGACCCCCUCGCCCCCCCUCCUGGACUAGUCCCGGUCCGUGGCGGGGUCGCGCCGAUCGACGGUCCUCGGGGCGUCGAGAAUGUUGCGUUUGGCGUUUUAAAAGUGUGGAGACGGACUGCAAUGGGGGCAAAUUACCGAUAACGAAAAACACUUCGCGGGGCACCUGGUUUUUAGCGAUUUGAUGUAUAAAUCCGGCCCCGUCCGUGAGUGUGUGGAUAGAUUAAUUCUCCGUGUCCAUUUGGAACAAUUAUACGUAAUAGAAAAAAAAACAAGACUUCGGACAGUAGAUGCUUUUUACACGAUUACCUUUUUGGUAUUUAAAUAAUUUUAAUAUAAUUUCCUCCAUGAUAAUAUUUUCUUGUUACAAAUUAGCUGAGAGAGUAAUAAGUGACACAAAAUAAUAGAAAUGACACGAAUUGAGAUCAAUGGCUUUGACCGAUAAAUGUUAUUAAAUGUAAUAGCUCAUUAUAAAGUCGUCCACACUACGUAUUCUAUUUUUAUAAAAAGAAGAACUAAUAAUAUAUACGUAUUAUUUUGUAAACCGUAUAAUAAUUUGCGUCUAUCUUUUCAUUUAAUCUCAAUAUGAAAUGUCAUCUGUUUAUCAAUAGCUGUCGAAUUCUUGUGAGAUAUCUUUAUUAUAAUAUAAAUUAUAUAUUUCAAAUUAAAAUUAACUAUUUUUGUUAGUGAAUUACUUAUAAGUAAAUGAGGAAUAAAAAAAUUAUAUUAAUAGGCAGAUUAUUUAUAAUUAAAUGUGUCAAAAAAUCGAAAUACAUUUAUAGUGCGUAAUGUUAUUAAUAAAAAAUGGAAUUAAAAAAAAACAUCGAGAUUUGAAUCUAUGAGGAUAAUAAAAGACGUUGAUAGUAUAAUAUAUUGUCGGGAAAUAAAUAUUAAUAUGUAUCUAUGUGUAGUAGAAAUUGCUACGGUUAGUGUAUAUUAAUAAUCCAUUGUGGAAUUUUAAUAAUGUUAUCAUAGUAAUAAAAGUUAUUGAUGACGCAACUCAAUCGCGGAGUUACUCAAAUCUAUAUCCUAUUUAUCUCGGUAUAAAGUCUAUUUUCAUUAAAUAAUGUAAUAAAAUCAAACUAUUGGUCAUUUAAAUAGCUUUCAUUACGAUAUUUCGAUUAAAUUUAUUUUGAAUUUACGAUUUAAUGUCUAUCUCUUUCUUACAUCAUGAAAUAAGCAUAUUAGACAGGGACAAACCGUUAUAACUCGGUUGAUUCGCUUAUAAUUUGUACUGUCAUUAUCAUCAACAGUUGUGUUAAAAUAGGUUAUUAAUACGUUAUAAUGUUUACUAUUCGUAAUUAUAAUUAGUACCAAGUUCACGCUGUAAAAUGGAACGAAUAAAGAUGUACAAAACGGUACAAAAAGGUUUAAGAGAUGAGCGAGUAUAUUUGAAAGCGCAUAGACAAUAUUAUUUUCAAUACAAUAGUUUAUACCACAGACAAAUAAAUAUGUCUUAAAACGACGUCUUGUGAAGAAAUCUCUAAAGCUACUGUAAAUACUGCUGAAAUCAAAAUUAUAGAUUUUUAUUGGUGAUAGAAUAUAUUUUUGAAAAUUAUCUAAAUAUAAGACUAAUCAUAAAAUCACAAACAUCUCGUAAUUAUUAUUUAAAGAUUAAAACUAUAAUAUGUAUAUAUAUCUAGAACGAAAUAUAUAUUGCGCAUUAAACGGUAUCGGAGACCGCGUAAGGACAGUAUCUCAAUAUUUGAGCAUUAAAUAUAAGCGUUAAAUUGUCGUGGAAUUGAACGAAAACUCGCAUAUUUUUUCCAAAUAGUAUACAGAACUGUAACAUAGCUUAUAAUGUAGAUAAUAUAAUAUAAUACUCGAUUCUCAUAUUUGAUGUUAUUCAAAUAUAGAAGUAUCAGUGGACUUAUGAUUAUAUUACAUCCGCGCUGAUCACGUAAUAGACGCAACGGUAACAGCGCUCUCGGUACUGAGCGCACGCGACGCGGUCCCCGCGGCCCCCGGAGGCCCCACGGCUGGAAAGGGGUUCUCUUUCCAAUGAGGUGUCUAAUUAAGUCGCAUAUCUUGUAACUAUGAAUUUUCAAAUAGGAAUUUGCUCAAGCUUGUCAAUCUUGAGCAAAUUCCUUCUCUAAAUUGUAAAUUAUACAUAGUCUUCACGCUCAGAUGUUCUGCAAAUAACAAAUUUGACUUUCGACGUGACGAUGUCAGAAUAUAACGUCUUCAUAAUUAGCAGCGCUUCUAAAAUGUUAGUUAAUUCUUAAAAAAAAUUAAUCCAAAUGUUAAUGGGUGAAAACCAUCUGGUCCCCUCUGUCUCAGAUUAUGCGAAAUAUAAUAACAAAAUACGAAAUCAAGAUGAAUAUUGAUUUCUUAUAAAUUGAUUCGCUCCUAUUUAUAGUUAAAAAAUGAGAAUUUAUUGUAAAUAACGUUUUAAUGUUUAAGGGUUCAAUGAACAAAAUUUGGUCAAAAUCUAAUUUGCAAGUGAUUAGUAAAUAAUUUCCUCAUCUACUAUCUGUCUACGGUAAACAGCUUUUGCUUUAAUGUCUGUACAACGUGAGUAACCCCAGAGAAUAAUUAAUAUUACUAUUUUGAUUGAACUAUAGAAAAUAUUAUAGAACGGUGUUAUACUAUUUGUAAAUUGCUCAUAUGAUGUAAUGCAGGAAUUUUUCGUACGAUUUUAUUGAAUCUUAUUUUGUGCAUUAGGUUUAAUAAAUAAGAUAUGCUAUGUAAAUUAAGGUAAUAAAGAGAAUAGUUAGAAGAUGCAAUGAUAUGUAAUGCUGCAGUCCUAAAUAUUUUUUUAUAUAUGCGCUGUAAUGUCACAGUACCUGCUUAUUUUUUUUUAUAAUUACCGAUAUAUUAAUUGAUUUAUUGUUUUAUAACCAUAUUAAGUUUGGGAAAAAUUAUUAUGCUUUAUUUUUUUUUAAAAUAAAUUGCACAAAUGUUUCAACACAACACUUUUUGCACCCAAAUCGUAAAGCUACGGCACUAAGGAAAUGUAGUUAAAUGUUGAUUUAGUCACUUAAUUAAUUCUAAAGAUAUAAUAUGUAGUUGAAUAAUUUAAUAAAUGUGUAAUAUAUUGGUU